Molecule: messenger RNA, 4245 nt
Organism: Myotis lucifugus (little brown bat)
Lineage: Eukaryota; Metazoa; Chordata; Mammalia; Chiroptera; Vespertilionidae
Gene: EBF3
Product: early B cell factor 3
Exons: 15
Coding region: 105-1595 (496 amino acids)
Biological process (GO): regulation of transcription by RNA polymerase II
Molecular function (GO): DNA-binding transcription factor activity, RNA polymerase II-specific; RNA polymerase II cis-regulatory region sequence-specific DNA binding
Source: RefSeq, a predicted model, not a curated record
CCAACAACGAGAAAACCAACAACGGCAUCCACUAUAAACUCCAGCUGUUGUACAGCAAUGGAGUGAGAACGGAACAGGAUCUGUAUGUUCGCCUCAUAGAUUCCAUGACCAAACAGGCCAUCGUCUAUGAGGGCCAGGACAAGAACCCGGAGAUGUGCCGUGUGCUGCUGACCCACGAGAUCAUGUGCAGCCGGUGCUGUGACAAGAAAAGUUGUGGCAAUAGAAACGAGACGCCCUCAGACCCCGUAAUCAUUGACAGAUUCUUUCUAAAGUUUUUCCUCAAGUGCAAUCAGAACUGUUUGAAGAAUGCAGGCAACCCUCGAGAUAUGCGGAGAUUCCAGGUUGUUGUGUCGACCACAGUCAACGUGGACGGCCACGUGCUGGCCGUGUCCGACAACAUGUUUGUGCACAACAACUCCAAACACGGGCGGCGGGCGCGCCGCCUCGACCCGUCAGAAGGUACGGCCCCUUCUUAUCUGGAAAAUGCCACUCCGUGCAUCAAGGCCAUCAGUCCCAGUGAAGGCUGGACCACGGGCGGCGCCACCGUGAUCAUCAUCGGGGACAACUUCUUUGACGGCCUACAGGUGGUGUUCGGGACGAUGCUCGUGUGGAGCGAGCUGAUAACUCCCCACGCCAUCCGAGUCCAGACCCCGCCGCGGCACAUUCCUGGCGUCGUCGAGGUCACCCUGUCCUACAAGUCCAAGCAGUUCUGUAAAGGCGCUCCAGGGCGGUUUGUCUACACCGCCCUUAACGAGCCGACCAUAGAUUACGGUUUUCAGCGGUUGCAGAAAGUGAUCCCGAGACAUCCGGGCGAUCCCGAAAGGUUACCCAAGGAAGUUUUGCUCAAGAGGGCGGCCGACCUGGUGGAAGCCUUAUACGGGAUGCCCCACAACAACCAGGAGAUCAUCCUGAAGCGGGCGGCUGACAUCGCGGAGGCGUUGUACAGCGUCCCUCGCAACCACAAUCAGAUCCCCACGCUGGGCAACACCCCCGCGCACACGGGCAUGAUGGGCGUGAACUCCUUCAGCAGCCAGCUGGCCGUGAACGUGUCCGAGACAUCGCAAGCCAACGACCAAGUCGGCUACAGUCGCAAUACAAGCAGCGUGUCCCCGCGAGGCUACGUCCCCAGCAGUACUCCCCAGCAGUCCAAUUACAACACAGUGAGCACUAGCAUGAAUGGAUAUGGAAGUGGCGCCAUGGCCAAUCUAGGGGUCCCUGGCUCGCCUGGAUUUCUUAAUGGCUCCUCCGCUAACUCUCCCUACGGCAUAGUGCCGUCCAGCCCCACCAUGGCAGCCUCUUCGGUCACCCUCCCUUCAAACUGUAGCAGUGCCCACGGCAUUUUCUCAUUCUCACCUGCCAAUGUCAUCUCUGCAGUGAAACAAAAGAGCGCCUUUGCGCCCGUGGUCCGGCCCCAAGCCUCUCCUCCUCCCUCCUGCACCAGCGCCAACGGGAACGGACUCCAAGGCUCUCUGCUGGGUGCUGAGGACGUCCCCGUGGAGAAGACUAACUGGCCCUUUUGUGAAGUCGGUGGCAUAUUUCACUUUGAUGAACUAAUGCUCAAAAAAGGACCUGGAAAGCUAUGUCUGGGCUGGUAGUCCCGCCGAUGUGAGAGACCUCUGUUUACCUUCCGCAGCACCCAGCAUCCCGGGACGGACUUCAGGGGACACGUUGAGUGUAUUGAGACAUGCUGGUGGAGACCGUAUCUUCAAAUACGUCAGCAGCAGUCGAAAUGCUACGAAAGACGUUGUUUAAAGAUUUUAUUUAAACUGUUAAGAGCCGACAUGCAAACAGCCUACUUCUUCAUGAACGAUUCCAUUUUACUGACUGAACUUUUCUCACAUUUUCACAUGUCUCGGUCCCGAAGAACAAGGAGAACAAAGCGACACCUAUUUUGUAUAGAGUUUCCGACUCCGUCUUGGCUGUGUCUAGUACUUGCUAUGUGUUGGGAGAAACUUUGUGAAUGCACCAUUUUGAUGCUCAUGAAACACUGAGGAAAAAUGCCUGCGGACAUUUUUCUGUCCUCAUCCUUAGAGUCACAAUGGUUGUGUAUCUCUAUAAUGUGAAAUAUUUUUUUGUGGUGAACCAAGGGGGCCAAGGAGGUGUGAGCCAUCGACCUGGAAGAGAGGAUGACUAUAUGAUUCGAAUUGGGGGUGGCAGGGAGGGAGGGAGGGCUUACCAUUGCUUACCUUCAUCUUAAUGAAAUGAAACUUUGUAACUUAUUGUAGUUAGAAAUUGUAACUUUGAUAUUGAAUUCUCUUGCCUUCAACAAGCACACUGACAGAGAAAAAAAAAUGCUACUGUCUGUUGGUUAAACUAUUCUCCCACUGCUAGAGCUUCCUGUUAAGCAAGCGUGAUCUGCGACAUUUUUCCACUUUUGCUAGUACUGUAUACGAUUGCAUUCUUAGGCUACUGUGAGGUCCAUGUUUCUUGUACCAGAAAUUGUCCUUUUGACUUCUAGAUCCUUCUCCCCUGAUGUGUUUUGUAUGUGGUUAUAAAAUUGUAGACUUUUGUGAUUUUGCCAAAGUUGUAGCUAAAUAUUUAUACACUUGUCUUGAAUUUUUUUCAGAUCCACUUAACUAUUUAGAGAGGAAAAAAACAACCACCACAAAACCCACCAAGUUUUAUUCCUUAUGUGUCCUAUAAGGAAUAAAAUGGUCUCAUUCAACACUUUUCCAUGAACACUUACAGUUGCUAAGGGACUUUCUUUUGUAACAUAUCAAUUAUAAAUAUUGUAUUUAUCGUUGAGAUUUUGUACAUUGCUUUCCCCGCCAUCGUUUUUCCUUUUUCUCGUCCGCGUUGGUUCUGGGUCACGGCCCAGUGUUUGCGACGCCGGGGAGAGCGUUAAGCCAAGACUGUCUCUCGCGUCUGUUUCGUGAAAGUGCAUCCGUGUCCUUGCGUUUCAUUUGUACUUAAAAAGUAAUUUGCUAUUAUUUAGACUUUCCAUCCUUUUUUUUUAUUUUGAGGAAAAGUCAAAUUCAUUGUUUAUUUUUAUAUUAUUUUUAAGUUAUCUGAACAAAUACUUUUGAAAACAAAAAAAAAGUUUGUUGUAUAGUCAAAACAAAACGGUGCCACCGGCUGUGACAAGUCCUAGUAGAGUCUGUGCAUGUGGAACGGCCGUGCAGAGGGGACACCGUUUGGGGCUGUGUCCUUAUUUUAUUAUUAUUUUUUUUUGGUAGAAUGUAAAAAGUCAUUUUAGCUGCCACCCAUGACUUUUGCCACAUAGCUGAACUGUGUUUACUGGAAAAAUUCAGAGGCCUAAAGUUUAAAAUAAAAUUUACUUCUGAUGUUUUAAUUAAAAAUGUCUGCCACAUGAACUUCUCUGAUGCCUUAAAAGUGGACUUCUUUAAAGAUCCUUUGUGCGAUUUCAUCGCAGGCGUACACCACAACUGUUAAUCCGAUCUCAUUUGGAAACGUACGGUGUUAACACACACACACACUCAAGCACAAACCUGGGGCCUGCCGGCUCCCUCGCUGCAUCCGAUCCUGCCGCCUCCUGCCGCCUCCCACGCUCUCCUCGGGUCCGGGAGGUUUCGGGGGGAGGCACGACGCCCCGUGUUCCUUUGGAACGAUGUUCCCGGUGUGGUCAGGCCCGGCAGCACUGUCUGUACUUUUUAAACUGGAAUGACCUUCCCAUCCCGCGCCUGUGCGUGCCAAACCCGCGGCGAGACCCCCAGGGUCCGCGCUUUCUCCCCUUUGCGUUCAGCAUCCGCAGGCGGAACAGCAGACGUUUUGCCAACUGCAGCAGGAAUCAAAUUUAAAACAGAAAGGAGGGGCUUUUAAAAAACUUUACGACAAAAAGUAAAACAAUGCACAGCUUAGAAAAGUGUUCGUUCAAGGGACUAAGUAAACAGACAGAAAGUCCCCAGCCGUCGGCGGGUCCCACGUGGGCCCCCUGACGGCUGACAAGGCUUAGCUACGCGGAGAAGCCCAAGAAGUGACUCUGGAAAUAAAUCGCCUCCGUUUUCUUUGGUUUCGGUCAGGGUUUGAUCUAAACACGAGCUCCCGCACGCCCGUCGGGGCAUCUGCCAGGGCCCUCACCCCCGCUCGGUGUGUGUUUUAGGUUCAUUAGCCAACAACGCCCUCAUCGCUUUACCGUCUCAAAUCUGAGCGCUUCACCCGAUGGUAGAUGUUACUGUUAGAGACCCUACAAUGAAAUUGUUUUAUCUGUACAUUUUUUCAGAUAUUUAACUGUAUAAAAAUGUUCAUUUUACACAAUAUUUAAUUAAAGUAUUUCUUGUCUGUGAA